AUUUGGUACCAAUUGCACAACUCGAAUUAAUUGGGAUCCUUCCUAUUUACCAUAAUCAGAACGAACCAUAACUAGGUAGGUAUAACCAUAACCAGUAUCCCCAAUUUACUGCCCACGACAACAAUAACACUAUGCGAUCGCGAUACUAAUUCUCAUUCUCAUUCUCAUUCUCAUUUUCUGUUAUUUGAAGUACUUCUUUACCCGCUCAUGGAUGUAUAUUUUACCAACCUCUGAAUCAUAUCAGUCUGGCCACACUAAAUCGCACAACUCCAGAUGAGAUCGCCGGUAUCAUCAGUAAUUCCAUUAGGUGCUAGGUGCUAGCUCUAGUCCUUCUAUCGCAGCAAGGGGAUAUUGUUGGAAGAUCCGCAUUACAACUCCCGAUGAAGGUAUGCACACUUCUAUGGAUACUUAUCACAUUGUGCGACGCGACGUCGUGGGAAGAGAAGCAGUAUCAGGGCAGUGGUUGCAAGUCAUCUUACCCAACAACUCUCACACUUGUCUGUUGGACACCCAAGCCGGCUUUCUCUCUUACUAGUGCCUUUUUUACUAGACCUUAGCCUUCCCACAUAAUACCUUUACAUAAAUCUCUACUCAUUAGAACUGUUGCGAUAAAUCUCACUAACUUCUUUUCACCCCAAUAGACCUCUUCGAGACCUAGAGAACUUGGUGGGAGUUUUGUACCUAGAAAUGAUGCCCGGAUCUCAAUCUCUGACCCGAAUCAUCACAUAACUGAGGCUAUUGGAGACAUGUAUGGGGAUGAUGAUUACUCAAAACGCGAUUCAAGACCUCUUAGCUUUAUCCCUCCCUCUUCCAAUGAGUCUUUUGAAGAUACAGCAAAUUCAUUUUACGACACGAAUAAUAGCAUUAGACCGGGGCCGACACCCUUAACAAAUGGAAACCACAAAGCGCAUACAUCACCAGCAAUUAUGCAGAGUCCCAGGAGUCCCACAUUUGGGGAUGGAAAUCCUAUAUCACCAUCUUUGUCCUUACGUGAUCCUAAUGCAGGAGGUGCAGCAAAUGCGGAGUUUCCGCUGAACGAUAUCGACUAUGAAUCCGGCCCGGCUGCUGUCGCACAAGAACUCAGUAACUUACAAGCGUUACGUCGAAUGUCUAUGGAUGUGGGCAAUACCAGUGAUCCGGAUCUGCCAUCAUUCCAAGGUGUAUCUUUAAUGCCUACAGCAGCUCCAACAGGGAAUGACGACGAGGACGAUCCAUCGCGACUCUUCUGGGUGCCUGCUAGAGUUCACCCUGAGCUUGCACCCAUGGAAUUCAAAACGUUUCUGGAAAACCGCGUUCAAUCAAUUAAACGACGAUCUGGAGAUCAGACUUCAUUGGCACCUAACGGCACUGAGCAAAGUGGAUCUGGGGUUGGAUUGAGGAGGAAGAAAUCUAUGCUGUCGAGGCAGAUUGAUAAUUCGGGUGGUCGAGGAGCUGUAGGGUACAAAGAUGGGGCGGAACAACUGGAGAGGAAAAAGUCUCUAUCAUCACAUCAUACACCUGAUUUAAGGAUUUCGGAUCUUCAGGAAUUGGAUGAACUGGUGAGGGAUCCUUCAGCAGCAAUGCAGAAAUUGAGUAUCGAGACUGGAAGCGAAGGCGAAGAUUUACCUAUUUUACCACAAGCACCGGGAAUCGGCCUGAGGAGGUCUACGCGCACUACGUAUAGGAGGGGAAGCGUGAGAAAAGGAGAGCGGGUACCAUUCUCAAAGAGGGCAGGCUCUAAUCGAGGUGAUGCUGAAGGGGAAGAUUCUGCAGCGGCUUCGCCGAUUGAUGGGCGUCCAUCUGCAAGCUCCCCUCUUACACAUACGCAAUCGGAACCCUUGGGUAACACGGAUAAUUUUUCUAGACCCAACAGGAGUGCACGACGUAUGCAGAACAUAGAACAAGCCCCGCCGGUUCCCUCGAUCCCGGAUAAUGUUGCCAAACAGUUGUCUGCACAAUCUGAUUCUCCAGCCUCUGUUUCAGCUGCAGAACUAACGCCCGACCCAAGCCAACAGCCGCCCCAGCCUAGCCAUGAUGAUUCUCGAUCAAGAAGCACUAGCCACCCUCAAAAGGAUUCUCCAGUCCCACGUAUAGUAGAGACCCCACCUCUACCAGAAGAAGGUUCACAACCACAGACAGGCAAACAACCCAUUCAGUAUCCUGAAAGAACAUCUUCACAGACCAGUCAAGCAUCACAAAAGCAAUCAAGUCCUCAAGCUCUUCCUCAAACAGCUCCAAAGCCCACUCCAGAACCUCCAGCAAAAUCCAACAAGCGCCCGGUAUUGGAGCAUCAAGCUUCCUCCAGUGGUGCAGCCCUCCCAAAAACAGCAACGGCAAAUGACAUGCAUCAACAGCAGCAACCUUCGCCAACUCCAGUGAAUACACUAAGACCUGAUGUCCCCACUCACAUUCCAACCGUUGACGACAAGAAAUCCGACAAGAAGACGAAAAAGGAGAGAGAGGAAGAGAAUUCUGGGCCUCGAAAGACUAGCUGGGGCUGGUUCAAAGGGAGUGACGAAAAGGAUAAGAAGGAUAAGAAAAAGGAUGAGAAGAGUAGGUCGAAGGUUUCAUUAGACAAAACACACGACAAUGCUCGUUUGGAUGUUCUGCAGUCCACCAUGGAGACAACUACGAGGGGCCGCGAGAGCUUCUUAGUCGAAAGAGAUAAUGUUGAUAACAAACCCGAAAAUGACCGAAAGAAAGAAGGUAGCCGUAAAGCUGGUGCGGAGCCUAAAAAGGAAAAGGACGGCAUCUUUUCAUCGCUUUUUGGUGGUGGAAAGAAGAAGGCCGAUCGUGAUCCAGGCAGUAAAAAGGAUAGCUCCCUCCGCACUCUUUCACCGGAACCUCAGCACCGCGUGUUGAAGCCAGAUAUUGACUAUAACUGGACAAGAUUUUCAAUAAUGGAAGAAAGGGCAAUCUAUCGCAUGGCUCAUAUCAAGCUAGCGAAUCCUAAACGGGCAUUAUACAGUCAGGUUCUGCUUAGUAACUUCAUGUAUUCAUACUUGGCCAAGGUUCAGCAGAUGCAUCCACAUAUGCAAAUACCUCAGUCCGCGCAGCAGAAGAAGGCAGAGGCGGAAAGGAAGCAAAAGGAGCAAGAACAGCAAUAUCGAGAGCAACAAGAACAGUUGAGACAGCAGCAGCAGCAGCAGCUAGAGGGGGGGGAUCAAUAUCGAUAUGAUUACCAUCAGGUAUGAGUCCCUUGAAUUUUUGUCAGGACUUAUAAAAUAACCGGGGCUAACAUUUUAGUAGGGCAUUACCCAAUAUGCUGAACAGUCUCAAAACCCAAAUCAUUCUGCUGAGGGUGUUAAUUAUGUCGAUGAUUCUCAAAUAUAUGAUUACGAUCAUCAAGGAAGUGAGCCUGGGCAGGAUCAUAAGCGUCCACAGUCCCGCACCGGCCAGAACAAUAGUGAGAAUGGUUAUAAUAACGAUCAAAAAUACUACGAUUAUGGGCGAACACAAUCACAUGAUCAAGCAACCGAGGAGGGGGAGAUGUGGUAGCGUAAAUAUGGCUGUUGUUGCAAAUAUUAUCUUCGGGUCUCCUUUAUGCAUACAACGAUGGAGUAUAGGCGCUGUUUCAUAUCUGGAUGGAUGCUUGUGGUAUUGGGAAGGAAAUUAAUUGAUCGGAGGCAUAGCGUCUGGUUUUCUGUUGAAGUUUCCCUUGAUGAUAGGGGAUUCCUCAAACCCCGUUUUUUAUGUCACAAUCUGCUACACUUACAGUGAGUAGGUGUGCAAUUGUUUAUAUGUACAACAAGAAAUUAGCUCUUGCUCUCGUGAAGGCAAGUAGAUUAGGCGCGGGUAAAUAUCCAAAUUUGGAUGCUGAUCCAAAACUUUGAAUACUCUAUGAAUGUAUAUACUUUGAGCUUUCAUAACAUAUCAUGAUGAAAGGAUUGUUGAUUGUCAUCAUUUGUGUUCAAUGCG
Molecule: messenger RNA, 3897 nt
Organism: Sclerotinia trifoliorum
Lineage: Eukaryota; Fungi; Ascomycota; Leotiomycetes; Helotiales; Sclerotiniaceae
Source: the annotation of a GenBank genome assembly